UGUAAAUGUCAGCUUGUUAACGGCGCUGGGGCAAAAGUUGAGCCUGACUGAUUGAAAAUGCAAAUUGUGCAGUGAAUCAACAGACUUGUGGUAUCACCAGCAGAAGUAGAAACAGGAGCAGAAACAUCAGCAGCACUAUUGCGACCGCCAAAGCAACAAAAACAACAAUUACAGCAAGAGGAGUGUUUGUGGCAGACAGUGAAGUGAGAAGUGGAUUUGGGGCAGCGGCUAAAAAAUAUACAUAUAGACAAAACACAAAGCAAUCAACUGCACGCACGUUGCACGGGGCGUAUGCGUAACGCGAAGCAUUAAAGCUGUUGGAAAUGACACUCGCAAAAUGUAUCGUUGCAAAAACUGGUUUUGUGCGCGCAGCAACAACAACAACUACGUCGAUGUUGCACUAAAUGAGCCUACGCCCACGCCCGGGCCCACGCCGACGUCUAAUAACAUCAAUAGUGUGCGAAACAAAGGCAAUCAGCGCGAGCAACAACACCAACAGCACAACAGCUCGAAUCGACCCACCGACGAUGAACCACCGCACACACCACCACAGACAACGGGCGCCCAUGUGGUCACUUUUUUGGAUGAUGCACCAAGCGGCAGCAACGGAACUAGCAGUGCUGGCAUAACCAGCAGUCGAAUCGUGACCACAGCCGAGCUCCACCAGGCCCACAUGCUCGAGCAUCAUUCCAAUUUGGAUGCCAUUGAGCAGGCCGAUGAUUUCAUUUAUGGUCCCGGUGCCGGAUUGUCGCUUUGCGAUGAUAGUUUGCCAUCGGCUAAGAAUUGUUACCGUCUGGUCAUGUUGGGCUCCUCACGCGCUGGCAAAUCGUCGAUUGUGGCACGUUUUUUGGGCAAUCGGUUUGAGGAGGCCUAUACGCCAACCAUUGAGGAGUUUCAUCGUAAACUGUAUCGCAUACGAAAUGAGGUCUUUCAAUUGGACAUUUUGGAUACUUCUGGCUAUCAUCCGUUUCCUGCAAUGCGUCGUUUGUCAUUUCUAACGGGCGAUCUUUUCAUACUAGUGUUUAGCAUGGACUCGCGCGAAUCUUUCGAAGAGGUGGUGCGUUUGCGAGAGAACAUUCUUGAGACUAAAUGGGCUGCGUUGAAUCCCGGCUCUGGCUUCAAAAAAAAGAGUUUGCCAAAAAUACCCAUGAUACUGGCGGGCAACAAAUGUGACCGAGAAUUCAAAACCGUGCAACUGGACGAGGUCAUGGGUUACAUAGCGGGUCAGGACAACUGUUGCACCUUUGUGGAGUGUUCGGCUCGUCAGAAUUAUCGCAUCGAUGAUCUGUUUUAUGCACUAUUUAUGGUCUCGAACUUGCCACUGGAAAUGACGCCGAAUCAUCAUCGGCGACUGGUGUCUGUCUUUGGAGCACCGUCGCCCCUGCCACCGCAUGGUGCGAAUGUGGGCGGUGGCAAAAAGAAUGCCCUCUCCAUAAAGCGACGUUUCAGCGAUGCCUGUGGGGUGGUCACGCCCAAUGCUCGACGCCCCAGCAUACGCACCGAUCUGAAUCUAAUGCGUUCAAAAACGAUGGCGCUAAACGAGGGCGAGGGAGUGCGAACCUCGCGCUGGAACCGCUGUGUCGUAAUGUGAAGUAAUCCUGAUCUCAGAGCCUAUUGAGCUCUAGGUUGGGCGACCGGCCUUGUGAUAGUAGUGUACGAGAGCAGUGGACACGGUCGGGGGCGGGCAUAAUUUUAAACGCAGCGUUUGGGUGAUUUUGAUAUUUAAUGUAAAAGCGAAUAACGUACAUACAUAUACAUACUAUAUACUAUAUAUACAACUUUUUUGCAUUAUUAUUA
Scaptodrosophila lebanonensis is the source of this 1797-nucleotide messenger RNA. RefSeq names its product GTP-binding protein Rhes. Gene Ontology annotation, molecular function: GTPase activity; GTP binding. The transcript is spliced from 4 exons. NCBI's taxonomy places the organism in Eukaryota, Metazoa, Arthropoda, Insecta, Diptera, Drosophilidae. Bases 338 to 1591 code for a protein of 417 amino acids. The record is from RefSeq and is a predicted model, not a curated record.